GUUUUUGUGAAGUUACAUUCUUGUUUCUUGUUUAUGCAGAAUACCAUUCUGUAUGUUCCAUUGUAACACCAAUUGAGGCUUGCGUUCCGGUUGGGUGUUGUACCACAAGCACAUUGAUUUGUAAUUUCUUUUUGGGGUAUUCUCGGUCGUGACUCUCGGCGUUUCUGUGUACAUGCACUUUCGGCGCCCUGCUGUCAUAAGGAAACUGCCCACUACGAAGCUGAAAGCCAGGGCUAGGGCUCCGACGUGCCGGUAAUGACUUGUAGUUUGGAGAUCUGGUUUGCUGUAUGCCACUUUGACUGUACGCCCGCGCUAAAGCUCGGUAUCAAUAUGGACACCCGGGGGGAGCCCGGGGGGCUCAGGUUGGUUAACUAGGGCUGGACCGGGCCAGAGAGGAAACUCAACAGCCAGAAAAGUCCCGUGGAGUUGUGAUGGGAUCGCGCAUAAAGAAUGGGAGCUGCUUUGGGGCAGACCUGAAGUCACCGGCGAUCCAAGCUACCGGCACGUUUACUACGACAACCCCGGCCCAGGGAGCAGUUUUAGGGGGGGAGGAAGAGCCAUGCCUCAUGGCUCGAAGUGGCUUAUCUCCCCUCUCCAAGGUCUUUGGAGUCGGCGGCAUCGAGACCCUGAUGAGACAGCAGGGCAGAAGGGCAGUCUGUGUGUGUCCGCCGGAGAGAACGACUCGAGGAGAAAGUCUGAAGGCAAGCACCAGUGUCAGGAUUUGUGAGUCUCUGAACAACAGUGGUCUUACAUGAUCGCAAUUUCAGAAGUCUCGUUGCUGUGUGAGCAGAUCCCAAUGACACGCCAGAUUGUGCAGCUAAACGUGCCAAAGAUUUCCUUGGACUUUUUU
Messenger RNA from Zootermopsis nevadensis, 850 nucleotides. Lineage: Eukaryota; Metazoa; Arthropoda; Insecta; Blattodea; Termopsidae. The record is from RefSeq and is a predicted model, not a curated record.